AUGGUCGCAAUUGCCGCGAUUCGUGCACAGAAUGCCAAAUUUGCCGCCCAGAAACACGCCAACAAGGUCUGCGUCUUCGUGGGAGCGACCAACGGCAUCGGCGAGAGCACCCUCAAGGCCCUCCUCACCCUCCUGUCAUCACCCACCAUAUACGUCGUGGGCCGAUCGGCCUCGCGAUGGGAAGUCCAGCACCAACAAUUACGCCAGCUAAACAGCCAAGCCAAGUUCAAUUUUGUACAAGCAGAGGUCGCUACCAUCCGCGGCGUCGACGAAGCGUGCAAGCAGAUCACGGCGAGCGCCAGCAAAGUCGACUAUCUGUGCAUGAGCGCCGGAUACUUCCCCAUCGUGGGACAAAUCAAAACCCCCGAAGGCCUCGAGCAAUGCUUCACCCUCUCCUACUGGUCCCGCAUCCGCUUCCUGCACAACCUCCUCCCCGCCCUCCAACAAUCCCCGCGCCCCCGCAUCCUGAGCAUCCUCGCCGCCGGCCACGACACCAUCCUUCGCGAAGACGACAUGGGCCUCGAGCACAACUGGACCAUCCCCAACUUCGCCAAGCAGUCCUCGACCAUGAAGACGCUCACUUUCCACCGCUUCGCCGCCCAGAACCCCGCCUUCACCCUCAUCCACACCUGGCCCGGGUUCGUCCUGACGGACGUCGAGAGGAAGCCGAAGCCGGGGGCGGAGACGAAUUUUCUGUGGCGGUGGACGUUUCCUGUCCUGCGGUCGUUGGGGAGGAUGGUUAUGUCGUUGAGAGCGAUUCCGCUGGAAGAGUCGGGGCAGCGGCAUGCGUUUUUGCUAACGAGCGAGGAGUUUGGUCCCGGGGUGUGGCGGUUCAAUGAGUACUGUGAGCCUUCUCCGCGGUCGGAGGCGCUUGAGAAGUAUGUCAAGGAGGGCAAACAAGAUGCCGUGUGGGAUUUUACCGUUGCUACGUGGGAGAAAGCGCUGGGGAGUGGGAAGUCGUAG
Molecule: messenger RNA, 963 nt
Organism: Zasmidium cellare ATCC 36951
Lineage: Eukaryota; Fungi; Ascomycota; Dothideomycetes; Mycosphaerellales; Mycosphaerellaceae
Exons: 2
Coding region: 1-963 (320 amino acids)
Biological process (GO): secondary metabolic process
Source: RefSeq, a predicted model, not a curated record